Protobothrops mucrosquamatus (brown spotted pit viper) is the source of this 2717-nucleotide messenger RNA. RefSeq names its product neuroligin-4, X-linked. The coding region runs from base 1 to 2136 and encodes 711 amino acids. Gene Ontology annotation, molecular function: signaling receptor activity; neurexin family protein binding. The record is from RefSeq and is a predicted model, not a curated record. Gene Ontology annotation, biological process: neuron cell-cell adhesion; modulation of chemical synaptic transmission; presynaptic membrane assembly. The transcript is spliced from 5 exons. Gene Ontology annotation, cellular component: postsynaptic specialization membrane; synapse; cell surface. Lineage: Eukaryota; Metazoa; Chordata; Lepidosauria; Squamata; Viperidae.
AUGGUGAAAAAGAAGAAACUGAAAGAGCUGACAUUGAAGGAGAAGGUUGAUCUUUUACAUUUUCUAGAAAACAGUAGAAAGACAGCAGAACAUUUUGGUGUCAACAAGAUGACAGGAAACAAUAACCAAAAAUAUAAGAAUGAGUACCUGGAGAGAUAUGAUAAAGAAAUUCCAGUAGAAGUUGUUGAAGAGUUCAUUGAAAAGUUUCUGGACUUUGCCAGUGGCUUCAAAGAUGAUGACAUCUUUAACACUGAUGAAUGUGGACUCUUUUUCAAGGUGAUGCCUGACAGGAACCUCAUUAUGAUGGGUGACAAAUGUUUCCUAAGUACUGGAGACCAAGCAGCAAAAGGCAAUUAUGGAUUACUUGACCAAAUUCAAGCUCUGAGAUGGAUUGAAGAAAAUAUUGGAUCAUUUGGAGGAGACCCCAAAAGAGUCACUAUUUUUGGAUCAGGAGCUGGAGCAUCUUGUGUUAGUUUGUUGACAUUAUCCCACUAUUCAGAAGGUCUGUUCCAAAAAGCAAUCAUUCAAAGUGGAACAGCCCUGUCCAGCUGGGCAGUGAAUUACCAGCCUGCCAAGUACACUGCAAUUUUGGCAGAAAAAGUGGGAUGCAACACUUUGGACACUACAGACUUAGUUGAAUGCUUUCGGAAUAAGAACUACAAAGAACUCAUUCAGCAAACAAUCACGCCAGCUACAUACCACAUUGCCUUUGGGCCUGUGAUUGAUGGGGAUGUAAUUCCAGAUGAUCCACAGAUUCUAAUGGAACAGGGAGAAUUUCUGAACUAUGAUAUAAUGCUUGGUGUAAACCAAGGAGAAGGUUUAAAAUUUGUAGAUGGAAUUGUGGAUAAUGAAGAAGGCAUAUCUCCAAAUGAUUUUGAUUUCUCCGUAUCUAAUUUUGUGGACAAUCUAUAUGGUUAUCCAGAAGGGAAAGAUACUCUAAGAGAAACCAUUAAAUUCAUGUACACAGAUUGGGCAGACAAGGAGAAUCCUGAAACACGAAGGAAGACUCUUGUAGCACUUUUUACUGACCACCAAUGGGUUGCACCAGCUGUUGCCACAGCAGAUCUCCAUGCUCAAUAUGGUUCUCCAACCUACUUCUAUGCAUUUUAUCACCAUUGCCAAAGUGAAAUGAAACCCACUUGGGCUGAUUCUGCACAUGGUGAUGAAGUCCCUUAUGUGUUUGGUAUCCCCAUGAUAGGUCCUACUGAAUUAUUCAACUGCAACUUUUCAAAGAAUGAUGUCAUGCUCAGUGCGGUUGUUAUGACCUAUUGGACAAACUUUGCCAAAACAGGGGAUCCAAACCAGCCUGUUCCUCAAGAUACAAAAUUCAUCCAUACAAAGCCUAAUCGCUUUGAAGAAGUUGCCUGGUCUAAAUACAACCCAAAAGACCAACUUUAUUUGCACAUUGGUUUGAAACCCAGAGUUCGAGAUCACUACCGAGCAACAAAAGUUGCUUUCUGGUUAGAACUUGUACCACACUUGCACAAUUUGAAUGAAAUAUUUCAGUAUGUUUCCACUACAACUAAGGUGCCACCGCCUGAUAUGACAUCGUUCCCUUAUGUUACCCGACGUUCUCCUGGAAAGUUUACCACCAAACGCCCAUUAAUGACAUCAAGCAACAAUCCAAAGCAUUCAAAAGACACCCAGAAAACCUCUCCAGAGGAUACAAGUGUCCUGAUAGAAAACAAGAGAGAUUAUUCUACAGAACUAAGUGUUACUAUUGCAGUAGGAGCAUCAUUAUUAUUCCUCAACAUUUUGGCAUUUGCAGCCUUGUACUAUAAGAAAGACAAGCGACGUCAUGAGACACACAGACGCCCCAGUCCCCAAAGGAACACAACCAAUGAUAUUGCCCAUAUACAGAAUGAAGAAAUUAUGUCACUGCAGAUGAAACAGCUUGAGCAUGAUCAUGACUGUGAGUCACUACAAGCUCAUGAUACCCUGAGACUCACCUGUCCACCUGAUUACACCCUGACUCUUAGAAGAUCUCCAGAUGAUAUUCCACUCAUGACACCCAACACCAUAACCAUGAUUCCAAAUACAUUAACAGGAAUGCAACCUUUGCAUACUUUCAACACUUUCAGUGGAGGACAGAACAGUACUAAUUUGCCUCAUGGACAUUCCACCACUAGAGUAUAGCUCUGUCAUUCACCCAGAAGAUUAACCAUAAGAAAAAGGGGAAAAAUUCAUAUUCUCCAUCAAGCAAUUUGUGAAAAUGAAAAGUUAAAAGGUGAAAGAGCAGAACUGUCAUAAUUUUCUUCAGAUCCUUUCCAAAGGAACACUUAUAUCAAGAAAGAUCACCCUCCUAAACCCUGUGAAAUGUGAAAUGUGUACAUUGCUAUUAGAAUUCCGCUUUAAUAUCUCAACCACUUUGAUUGAAAAUAAGAGUUGAGGCCUGAAGAAAGUCUCCUAGAAAAGGAUAUAUAUUGAGUGUAACAAACCGAAACAGAACUUUUCAAACACAGAGCCAGUGACUGUAUAGGUUUCUUCUUCUUCUUUUCUUUGAAUAAAUAAAAUUUAAAAAAAGAUGUUCUAUAUGUGCCAUAUCAUGAAUGGCCCUUGUUAUACAAAAAUAUCAUCAUGGGCUUUUACCCAUCCUAAGAAGCUGUAAUCCAGAAUGGGGAAAUAAGAUUUUAUUAUUAUUAAAAAAUAGGACUGACUAUGCAGUAAAUAUGUAUAGUUCUGUGCAAGAGAAGACUUGCCAGCCUGAACUAUAUUUA